AUGGCAACAAUCGAAAACACCAUUGCUCGCCAGAAUGAAUUGUUCGGUCUGAUUUCUCGCGCAGUCGAAAAUCUUCAUAAACUUGGACCGACAAAAACAACUCGUGGAGCAGUGCAAAGUCGCGUGAGCGCACUCAAGGCUAAUUGGGAAAAAUUCCAGAGUUUUCAUAAUAGCUUGUGUAAAGUGCGGAACCCCGAAACUGCAAAGCUGCCGUAUUUCGUCGACGACCUCCGUGCCUUGUGCGAAGAGAAAUACAUCGAUGCGAACGGCAUCAUGCUUGACAUGUUAGAUGAGCUCGCGCCGGAAUGGAGAUUGGAAAAAACACUCGGCGCGACAACUACCGCGCCUUCCUUCGCCUAUUUAGAAACCUUUCUCGUUGGACGCGUGCAUACUCUUGAAGCUAUCGAAAGAUCCACGACCUCACGUAAACAUCCAGCGACAAAUAUGACACGACCUCAACAAAACGCAAAAUCAUACGCUACCACCACCGCCGAACAGCAGUGUGCGUUGUGUAAUUUAAGCCAUUAUAUUUCGGCGUGUCCGAAAUAUCUUGAGAAGACUCCCGUUCAACGACGCGAGACAGUUUCAUCGAAAAACCUCUGUUAUAACUGUCUCGGUCCUCAUCAUUUGAAAAGCUGUCGUAAUGCAAAGCGCUGUCGUGUCUGUCGCAAGCAACAUCACUCAACGCUACGUCUCUCAUCAAACGAACCGGUAGCCGCAAUAAUGCCGGGGUCGCCGACUGCCUCGAUUCCGUCGACCUCGCACAUUGGACUCACCUCCACGCAUCUCGCGCAAGCCGACGGACAAGAAUCAACGCUUCAAGCAUGCAGUCAUGUGACACAAUCGCGUAUAAUUCGAAGUACGUCAGUACUGCUCGCUACCGCUUUCGUUACCGUCGUCUCACCAUACGGCGAACGUUAUCAAGUACGCGCGUUGCUUGAUCAAGGAUCGGAGGCAUCAUUUAUCUCCGAAUCCGUCGCACAAAUCUUAAGACUCUCACGCACUUCAGCUGCAAUUCCAAUUUUUGGGAUCGGUGCUCAGCGAUCCAGUGUCUCUAACGAAUGUGUCUCUUUGGAAAUUAUCUCACGCGUCAAUUCGGCAUUAUCUCUAAAGAUCGAAGCUGUUGUGUUGCCAAAACUCACCUCUUAUCUGCCACCUGCAGUUAUUGUGAAUGCUCAGUGGCCUCAUAUCCAUGGAUUGGCGCUUGCAGAUCCGAGCUUUGCAACGCCAGGAAAAAUUGAUCUGAUUCUCGGCGCAGGUGUUUAUGCGCAAAUUCUCGAAAACGGCAUUUGCCGAGGAGCUAGCGGUACGCAAAUCGCUCAGAAAACCACUCUCGGCUGGAUACUCUCAGGACAACUCUACUCUGAGCAUGAUCGCAUCUCAACAGAACAAUCAAUUAAUGGUCUGCAGUGCUUUCUUGAUUGUGAACUUCUCGAUCUGCUCCAAAAAUUCUGGGCUCAGGAAGAAAUCACGCCUGUGCAUAACGUGACGCUCACCCCAAAAGAAUCUCAGUGUGAAGAACACUUCAAGACAACGCAUUCUCGUGACGCGCAUGGACGCUUUAUCGUUCGGUUACCGCUCCGAAAAAACGUAAGUGACUUUGGUGAUUCUCGCGCUCCAGCGCUCAGGAUGCUCCGACGAAUGGAAGCGCGCUUCGUAACGCAUGCUUCUCUCAAGGUAGCCUAUAAGGACUUCCUACGUGAGUAUCUUGAACUUGAUCAUAUGCGUCUCUCAAGUUCUCAUGAUAGUUUGCGACGCGAAUUCUUUCUGCCGCAUCACGGCGUCAUUAAAGAAACGAGCUUGACCACAAAAUUACGCGUCGUGUUUAAUGGAUCGCAGAAAACAAAUCUCGGAAUAUCGUUAAACGACUGCUUGCAUAUCGGCCCGAAAUUGCAGACGGAUCUCAUUGACAUUCUCGUUCGCUAG
This is a messenger RNA of Nylanderia fulva, 1926 nucleotides long. RefSeq lists its product as uncharacterized. The record is from RefSeq and is a predicted model, not a curated record. NCBI's taxonomy places the organism in Eukaryota, Metazoa, Arthropoda, Insecta, Hymenoptera, Formicidae.